GAACGAGAGGGGAGACGCGAUUGCGUUUGGUUGAAAAAAGCGGCGGCGCUAACGGCGGUUGGAAACUGAAUCUUAAACCCUCCUUCACCGUGAAUCUCCGUAACUCAGUUUCUACGAUGUUGGGUUUACGCAGAUCCGCGGCGACCUUAUUCGACCAUAGCCAGUCUCUGCUUCGGAAUCUAUCGUUCCAUGGAUUACGUGUCCAAGGGAUUCGUGUGGGAAACGCAGAGGUUCCAAACCAUAAGCCACUCAAAACCGGUCUUCAAGAAGUGUAUGGAAUCGGGCGCCGUAAAUCUCACCAGGUUCUCUGUGGGCUCGGGAUCACUAACAAACUUGCCAGAGACUUAACUGGAAAAGAACUCAUUGACCUCCGUGAAGAAGUUGGCAUGCACCAACAUGGUGAUGAAUUGAGGAGGCGUGUUGGAUCGGAAAUACAGAGACUGGUAGAAGUAGACUGCUACAGAGGAAGUAGACAUAGACAUGGAAUGCCUUGCAGAGGACAACGAACCAAAACUAAUGCUCGCACUAAAAAGGGAAAGAGAGUUGCUAUUGCAGGAAAGAAGAAAGCUCCUCGCAAGUAGAACCAAACAAAAUUUGUUUACUCUUUCUUGCACCAGUUUAAGACUUUGUGUCACUUGUUGGGGUGUAGCUGAUCAAAUAAGCAAAACAUGAUUUUCUCUUUUUUUAUUGUCGUUUUUUGUAAUUGCGGUUGUAGAGGAAGGAGAAAACUUCCAAUUAAGCAUGAUCUUAAACCCGUUCUCUAGUCUCCCUUUUAUCGAAAUUUGGCCCAAAUAUAAUCCAUUUGAGGCCCAAUGGAGAAAACCCA
This is a messenger RNA of Eutrema salsugineum, 826 nucleotides long. RefSeq names its product small ribosomal subunit protein S13, mitochondrial. The record is from RefSeq and is a predicted model, not a curated record. Gene Ontology annotation, molecular function: RNA binding; structural constituent of ribosome. Gene Ontology annotation, biological process: translation. The transcript is spliced from 3 exons. NCBI's taxonomy places the organism in Eukaryota, Viridiplantae, Streptophyta, Magnoliopsida, Brassicales, Brassicaceae. Gene Ontology annotation, cellular component: mitochondrion; small ribosomal subunit; ribosome. Bases 117 to 581 code for a protein of 154 amino acids.